AUGAGUAUUAAUAUCAUUAACAAUUUAAAAUCAAACCAACUUAUGAUGCUCCUUCCCGAACGUAUUUCUGAGUUCGCUGCUCAUAUGGCAUGUUAUAUUUGGUUCAGCGACUAUCAACAACAACCAUCAAAUAACACUAAUAGCAACAGUAAUUCCAUUAUCGAUGUUCAAAGCUCUUCAAAUUGGUCAUUAUCCUUGGAAAUUCCUCCAGGUGGUUCAUACGUCAAUUGCCAAAGAUUCAACGAAUACAAACCAAAAGAUCCCUUCAAGAAAUUUUGUUUGGACGUAUUAGCUACAACUCAAAUAUCGUUUCCUGCUGUAUUAUUAUCGCUACUCUAUAUUCAUCGUAUGAAAAUACGUAAUCCAAAAAUAAAAGGUCAGAACGGUUCCGAGUACAGAACAUUCACUGUCGCGUUGAUGUUGGCAAAUAAAUUUCUUGACGAUAACACUUAUACUAAUAAAACUUGGUCAGAAGUGACUAGGAUACCCGUUGCUGAAAUAAAUACCAUGGAAAUUGAGUUCUUGAGUGCCCUUCAAUACAAAUUGUUCGUUUCAAUAGACCAUUACAAUGAUUGGUUACAAAAAAUCACGCCCACAUCUACCUACUCUUACAACAAUCCAAGUCAACCUACUAUAGAAAUUGGAUCUACUUCAUACAAUAAUUAUUUCGGUAAUUUACUUUUACCUUUAACCACAGCUACUGUCGUUUAG
Entrophospora sp. SA101 is the source of this 711-nucleotide messenger RNA. Lineage: Eukaryota; Fungi; Glomeromycota; Glomeromycetes; Entrophosporales; Entrophosporaceae. The record is from the annotation of a GenBank genome assembly.